AUGUUUGGAGGAGGAAAUAUUACAGAGGUCACCUACUUCAUCCUGCUGGGAUUCUCAGAUUUUCCCACAAUCCUAGAAGUGCUUUUUCUCAUAUUCCUGUUUAUCUACAUUAUGACUCUGACCUGGAACCUAAGCCUCAUUGUUUUGAUAGGGAUUGAUCCUCACCUCCAUACACCCAUGUAUUUCUUCCUCAGUAACCUGUCUUUUGUAGAUGUCUGCUAUGUCACCUCUACAGUCCCCAAGAUGCUCUCCAACUUCUUCCAGAAGCAACAAACCAUCACCUUUGUGAGUUGCAUUCUGCAGGACUUUAUCUUUUCAACGAUGGGACUGAGUGAGUCUUGCCUUAUGAUGGCCAUGGCUUAUGACCGUUAUGCUGCCAUUUGUAAGCCAUUGCUCUAUUCAUCAAUUAUGUCUCCCAUCCUGUGUGUCCGGAUGGUGUUGGGAGCCUAUGUGGCUGGAUUUUUUGGUACUUUAUCCCUAUCGUGUUCUUUGCUUCAGCUCCACUUCUGUGGGCCUAAUGUCAUCAGACACUUCUUCUGUGAUAUGCCCCAACUGUUAAUGCUAUCCUGCACUGACACUUUCUUUGUGCAAGUCCUGACUGUUAUAUUAACAAUGAUCUUUGGGAUAGCAAGUGUCUUAGUUAUCUUGAUAUCUUAUAUCUAUAUUGUCAUUUCCAUUUUGAAAAUCACUACAUCUAAAGGCAGGUCCAAGGCAUUCAACACCUGUGCUUCUCAUCUGACGGCUGUUUCCCUCUUCUAUAUCUCAGCUAACUUUGUCUAUUUCAGUUCCAGCUCUGGUGGUUCCUCUAGCUUUGACAGAUUUGCAUCAGUCUUCUACACUGUGGUGAUUCCCAUGUUGAAUCCCUUGAUUUACAGUCUAAGGAACAAGGAAAUUAAAGAUGCCUUGAAGAGGUUGCAGAAGAAGACAGUGUACCGCUAA
Molecule: messenger RNA, 939 nt
Organism: Galeopterus variegatus (Sunda flying lemur)
Lineage: Eukaryota; Metazoa; Chordata; Mammalia; Dermoptera; Cynocephalidae
Product: olfactory receptor 5AN1
Exons: 1
Coding region: 1-939 (312 amino acids)
Biological process (GO): G protein-coupled receptor signaling pathway; sensory perception of smell
Cellular component (GO): membrane
Molecular function (GO): olfactory receptor activity; odorant binding; G protein-coupled receptor activity
Source: RefSeq, a predicted model, not a curated record